Molecule: messenger RNA, 2938 nt
Organism: Caenorhabditis auriculariae
Lineage: Eukaryota; Metazoa; Nematoda; Chromadorea; Rhabditida; Rhabditidae
Source: the annotation of a GenBank genome assembly
AUGCCUCACCAGCACGUUUCCUUACUUCUCACUCUUGCAACAUACUGUGUGGUGAGUGGAAGAAAAAGUACAGUUAUUCAAUAUUAACGAAUUUUUAAAGCUUGCGCAGUACGAUUCUGUUCAAUUCGCUUCUCCCCCAGCACAAGAGCCUUCUUCAGAAUACGCUCAGGUUUCAGGAUCCCCUGAAGUUCUGAGAGCUCCUCCAACGCCAAAAUGGGUUCAGGAAGUUGGAGAGAAUCUUGAAAAAAGGUUAAUUUUAAAUUUACAGGCUGUCGAAGGAUCUGGAAAUAACGAAAACGUAGUGACCGAUGAUUUUGCUGCAGUUAUGGCCAACAUGAAUCAAGUUGCGCAUAGUCUUGGGAUAGGUAUUUGGUUCUGAAAUUAAAAUUCGCAGCAGAAUAAUCUUAUUUUUUCAGUCAGUGCGUGUAAAGAAUAAUAAGAGAAGGUUUAGUACCACCUGACGACUAUAAGUAAGAUCUCAACAAAUUAAAAUCGAACGGUAGACAAUUCAAAAAAUAGCUUUUUUUGUAGUGUCGUUUCAAAGACUGAAAAGGACUGGAUUUUUGGAAAUUUGUAAAUUAUCCUGAGAUCAAACAAUAAUAAAAAAUUAUUCAAAAAAAAGCGUAGCUUCAACACUUAUACUGAAAAAUAAAAUAGACUUGCGUAUGAUUGAAAAAGUGUUCAGCUUGCCCUAUAGACGUCGUUUUCAUCCUUGAUGCCACUUCUUCCGUGAAAGGUGUAUUCGACAGUUACCUGACCUACAUCACGAAGGUUUCUUAGAAAAACGAUUUUUUUCUCUAUUUUUUUAUUAUUUACAGGUGAUUGAAGGUCUGGAAAUUUCAGACGUCCAGGAUCGUGUGGGCGUUGUUGUUUUCAGCAGCGCAAAGAAACAAAAGCUGAAGAUCAAACUUGGAGAAUUCAACAAAACUUCUUCGUUGGUCGAUGCAGUUAGAAGUUCGUGAUAAACUUGACGUUUUUAUUGUUUGUUGUCUUCCGAUGCGAAAUUCACUUUCUUUUCAGAAUUACCUUUUUUCUCGGGUGUAACAUCAACGGGGGCAGCGUUGAAAUUCGCCGCCAAAGUUGUUGACAACCGCAGAGAAGAUGUUGUCUUGAAUUUUGUUGUUCUAACCGAUGGGUUUAGGUACUUUUCGAAGUGUUCAUUCUGUUUUACAGAAACAUUUUUUUUAGUUAUGACAUUGUCGAUGAAGGUGCCGGUCUUCUUCAUAGCGUUCCAAAGUCGAAAGUUUUUGUGGCAUCGUUGGGUGACAGCUUCUUGAGGUGAGACAGUCCUUGGGGUUUUUUGAGUUGAACGUGAGUUCAAUGUACUGAGAAUUUCAGAGGUUAAAGUUUUUUCAAUACAUUUCCGAUGCAGUAUCCUGAGGUUUUCAACCAAAAAAUCACUAUCCGAGAAUGAAACUAUCCAAAUCGUUUUGAAAUAUUUCAAAAAAAAUAAGUCGGUUUCCACGGCUUAAAUUUUUGGUUCCUAGUUUUUUUUCUGAGUAUGAACUGUAAAAAAGUUCCAAUCAGAAACUGUUUCAGAAGUGAACUGGAGACGAUAGCCGGUAAUCCAGACAACAUCUUUUUUGGCAGUACAACUUAUGCAGCGGUAGUCAAAAACAUGAAAAAAUGUUUGACAAAUCAGCUUUUCAACGAAGAUGUGAGUGUCUCUAAACUUUCCGCAAGUUUCGCUAUAUUUGAAUUCAAUUCAUCUGUUGAUUUUUUUCUCAGAGACUCGAGAAAAAUAAAAAAUUGCAUGUUGCUUUUUUUCCUACAAAUCCGAUAGUUUUUGUAGCGUGCGAAAAAUUGGACCUUGAGGCGCUUCUUAAAGCUUAACGUUUGAUUUGAAAAACUUCAAAAAAAUUAUUUUCAGAUAGAGACCUCCACAGUACAUUUUGUGAAAACUCCGAAAGAUGACCAAGGCCGUUAUCUUAUUCCGACCCCCAUAAUAACUGAAAACGUCGUGAUCCAUUUCAACGAUCAUAUCGAAGGAAGUGGCAGCGGUGAUAAUCCGCGAGGUUACCUCGAAACGAACUUUACAAGUUAAAUUUCAUAUUAGGUAAGGGAAUCAACAAUGACGGGCAGGAAAUGACGUUUGUCGUGAAAAAGUUGCCAACAAAAGGUUGACCUCAACUUAAAAAACCUUAUUUUCUCUGAAUUCAGUCAGCUGCAAAUACGAUGUGGCACUGAUUUUCGACGCUUCCGGAUCUCUUGUGCAUAACUAUGAAAUCCAACUAAAACAUGCAAAUGAUCUAAUGGAUCGGCUACUCAUUGCCCCAAACGCUACACGAGUAUUCAUUUUAUCUGAAAAUUUUAUAGAAACCAUGAAUCAAUUUUAGGUGGCAGUCAUUGAGUUUGCUGGGAAAAGAAGAGCCCGAGUCUUGAACACUUUUGAGUGAGUUUGAAAAUGUUGCCUUCGAAAAAGACUAAUUUCUUUCAGCGAUGUGACCGAGAAGGGAGCUCUGAAAAAAUUGAUUUCUCAGACGCAGUUUCUAAGUGGCACAACUUACACAAACGAAGCUAUUAAGAAAGCUGUAGGCCUGUUCAAGGUUUUUCUGCAUUUCGACUAAAGGGUACUUUUAAAUUUUGGUCCAGGAAACAAAAAGAAAAGAUGCCAAAAGGGUGAUGAUUUUGUUCACGGAUGGAUACAGUGCAGAUGAUACCAGCGAAGGUGUCAAAGAGUUUGUAACUGUUGAAUAAUUCAACGUUCUUCAGGUAUUUCUGAGCUGAAGAAACUCGGCGUGACGGUUCACACCGUUGGGAUAACUAUCGAUGGUAUGAGAGUGAAUAUUGGAGAGCUUGAAGUGAGAUUAAAAAAAAGCAAAACAAUUGAAAAGGAAAAUUUCAGGAAAUGGCCGGAAGCCCCAAAAGAUUUUACGAUGCGAAUAUGUUCAGCCGGUUACUUGAAACCUUUCCUUCUCCUGUCACCUGUUCACCGUAA